Molecule: messenger RNA, 3534 nt
Organism: Peromyscus maniculatus bairdii (prairie deer mouse)
Lineage: Eukaryota; Metazoa; Chordata; Mammalia; Rodentia; Cricetidae
Source: RefSeq, a predicted model, not a curated record
CCACUCUUAGAAGUGUGGCUGGAUUUUCUCCUUCCUCUCUCUUUCAUCAUCACCAUCUGGGUCCCACUGCUUGGCACCCAACCAAGCCGAUGCCGCCCCAAUUGGCAGUACUGCACUGGCAUGUGACCAGUGACUCAGAUUCUGGCACUGCGGCAGAUGGAGAGCCGCCAAACUUGCUCAGGAUAACCCCUUGGCGACCACAGAGGGAGAGGGGUCAUGCGCACGGAAGGGCAGGCUGGGUGGAGAGCUCCAUGUUGGGAAGUGGCACACCAGGCUGCCCUUCCCAGGUGGACUAAAGCUGGCAUUCCCCACAGCCUUCCACCUCUGCUGGUCUCCGAACUGCACACUCGUCUCUUUCCACCUCCACUAGCCCCAGUAAGGGGAUUCAGAUGGCACUGGACUGUUUCUGAGCAGCUAGGCAAAGGAAUCCGGAGCACAGAGGGACAGGACAUCAUCUACAGCCACACCUGAAGCCAGUGGCUGUGGGCUUCUCUGGGCAGCUAGGGCAGGAAAAAAAAAUGCAGGGUGAAGAGGCCUGGGGGGAGACUUAACAGCUGUGCUGUUACUCAGACAUCCCGAAAAGAGUGGAGGGAGACCCUCCUCCGGCUCUGCUGUUAGGGAGUCACUGGGCUUUAUAUGUGUAUUUCCUGCUGGCUUGUGGUUGAGAUGAACUAGUCCCUUGUUGAAAUGUCCCUAGAAGGAUGAGAGGCAUUCUGGAACUGGAGAGGUGCGGUGUAGGGAAGACAAUGGUACCUAGGACUUCUACAGAGACUAAGAUUUUUAUGUUUAGGGAUUUCCUAAUGGUAUCCCAGAUAGGACCAAACUAAUUUCUGUCUUUGAAAUUUCCUCUUGGAAGGAGAACAAGGUCCAAUAGUGACUAUGAUAGAGAAGAUGCUUUGAAGGACAAUCUCCAGUACCUGUGGUGACACACACCAGCCCCUGAAAAAUCUUAACCUUAAAAUGCCCUCUGCAAGAGUCUUCAGUAGCACUGGAUUUCCCUAAUUCCUGGGUAGGCAGAGGCUGUAGGCCAGCAGUCUGGAAGAUCUGGAGAAAAAGAUCUGCAGCUUUGGGUAAAGUCAAAGGGGAGACUAAUGGUUCUCAGCGAUAAGGCCUGCUCGUGGGAAGUAAGCGGAGGUGGGGGCGUGGGCGGAGGUGUUGCCCAUGCUGGGCAGAGCUGCGCUGGGCUGGGGGAGUUCUGAUUUUAACAUCUCUGGAAGUGGAUGGCAGCUUCAGAAGAAGCAAGGUUUCCACGGGAGAAGAGAAAGCUGGAGGUCUUCCGUCAACACGGUAACAUGGCCCAGGGCUUGAUUGAAGUGGAGCGAAAGUUUGUCCCAGGGCCUGACACGGAGGAAAGGCUGCAGGAGUUGGGGGGCAUCCUGGAGCACCGGGUCACCUUCCGGGACACCUACUAUGAUACUUCUGAGCUAAGCCUUAUGCGGUCUGACCACUGGCUGCGACAGCGAGAAGGUAGUGGAUGGGAGCUCAAAUGCCCUGGAGGAGCGGGUAUCUCAGGACCCCACAAUGAGUAUGUGGAACUCACAUCGGAAUCGGCGAUUGUGGCCCAGCUCUUUGAACUGCUGGGGGCUGGGGAGCUGGAGGCUGCAGGUGUGCCUGCCGUCUUGGGUCCCCUGAAGCUGCAGGAAGUAGCUAGUUUUAUAACUACACGAAGUUCCUGGAAGCUGGCCUUAUCUGGAGCCCAUGGACAGGAGGAGCCACUGCUCAGAGUGGAUCUGGAUUCGACAGACUUCGGCUAUGCUGUGGGUGAGGUGGAGGCCAUGGUUCGUGAGAAGGCUGAAGUAGGAGCUGCCCUAGAGAAGAUCUUGAGCUUCAGCAGCAAGCUUGGUGAGGGAGACGACAGGCCCUUCUGUGCUCGGCAGCAUGCUUGGAGUGCCAGCCCAGGAGAAGGCACCCGCCAAGCUCAUGGUGUACCUACAGCUCUUCAGGCCUCUGGACUAUCAGCGCCUGCUGGAAGCGAACAGUUCCGAGGAAGCCACAGGGGACUCAGCGUCCUGACAGCAGCUGACGGGAGCAGGGUUCACUUUCUAGGAGGGAAGGGGACUCUCGGCAGCCGCCAUCCACACCCGGACCCACUGUGCCCCUGCCCUCACCACAGGGCCGCUUUUGUCUCCAGUCCUGCCUGGUCUUUGCCCCCCUUCUCAGCUCCCCUGCCUCGAGCCCUCCCUCACCGCUUCCCUCAUCCGUCAGAUGCAAUCUGUGGGCCGCCCCUCUCCCCUGGCCGCUAAGCAGCCUCCAUUGAUUUCCGCUCGUGUUUAUAGGAUUUCCACUUAGCCGUGAUCAGUAGUUAAGCACAGGAAAAUCCCUUGCCACCCCCCCCUCCCGUGGUCGAUGCCAUUGAUUCUGCCAGCAGCUCUGAAGCCGCCUUACAGCUGAGUUAGAGAUGCGGGGAAGCGGCAGGGAUUUCCCUGCCUCGGGGUGUAGGGAAUAGCAACAAGGUGGGGAAAUGGUUGGGAACUUGUGUUGGAAAUCUGGAAAUUCUGCUGGGUCUGUCACUGUGACCAGAGGGUGGCCUGCCCUGUGUGGCAGUUUAGAGAUAAGUUUUGCUCUCCAGCCCCGAGAGGGGUAGAAAGAAAAUCGUCACUGUUGAGACAUGUUCCUGGGGUUUCAGGAAGUUAUCCUUCUGUGGAGAAGGCUCUACCCUUGUUUCUACGCAUUUUCUUUCUCACUAGGUCGAAAUAUGCCUUUCUGCCCACCUCAGGUUUCAUAGGCUUUCAUUAUUUGUCGGGCAGGAGGCAGUCUCUUCAGAUUGUGGUGACAAAUUCAGGGCCAGAGUGCCACCUGCUGUCAGCCCUCAGGGCUGUGUUCCCAGCUGAGGGUGCAGAAAGAUUUCAGGUGAGCCGUGGCAGUUAGGAGGCAGGCUAGUUUAGGCCCCAGCUUAGCAACCUGGAACUCCGCUUGGUUUGAGCUGUACACGCCUCUCGUCUGACAACGCACUUGGCAUCCUCGGAGCCUCACCUGUAUGUGCUGUGUGCACACAUCCUUCCAACAACGCACCUAGGCCCCCCACCUGCACUCAGUUACAUUUAUGUCCCACUUCAGACAAUGGAAUAAGCCUCUCCUCCCCCAGCAGGCAUAGAAACUCUCCCCUUCGGUGGACAGUUUUUAUUCAAACAUUUUAGAACAUACCCGAGUAUGGAAAAUAGGAGGCUGAUUGGAUCAAGACGGGUUUUGGGUACAAGCAGGGUAAGGUAGACCAUGUCCUUUGGGUGAACUUUUAAGGCAAAUCUUCUGUUUACCAUCCUGUGCCUAUGUAGAAUGAGCAUAUGAGUAAAAAUCAGAUGCAUCAUGGGAGGGGUCAUGCACAGUGAAGAAAGGCUUACAGAAUCCAAGCCUGUCAAUCAAAAUAGAGAACCAUUCAAAUCAUGCCACUUGGCAAUGACCUCCUCCUUCCCGUAAGGCCAGGAAAUCAUAGCAGCACCAGGCAGUGACGUGAGUCCUGUGGCCGCUGCUCUUCACAGUGUAUUCUGAUUUGUACUACCACUUCGCUUUUGAAUAAAGUUGCCUUGCGACUCGCAA